GUGCAUUGCAAUGCACACAUCCCAGUGCGCGCGCCCCGCUAUUCCCUUGAGUGGGCAGGUGCCUCUGCAUUUUAAUAUUAUCAUCAUCAAGAAGAGAACGGAGGAGAAUGGGCCAGUAUUUCUGCCUUCCAGAAGCAACUCCAGUCCACGACGAUGACGCGGAGGCGCAGCUUGUGGACUCGGGAGACCCUAGUACGGUCGCGGUUCGCCGGGAGUCGCAGCUGCCUGGCGGUGGCCCGGACGCCGGGGCAUCGGACACCGUGCCGUCAGCCGCCUCGCUAUCAGGCCCCGGGGCAAAAGAUGCCGGAGUAGGCGGCUCUGCCGGGGCGGCCGGCACGGAUGCAGCGGGCGACACGUCACAGUCCAAGGAAGUAGCGGCCCACGCCGCCGAUGGAACAGCGGCAUCCGUGGCGUCGAGCAAGCAGAAGAAAAACAUGCACGCAACAGAAAACUCCGCGGAACGCCAGGGGGCAACCUCGAAGCAGAAGAAAGCUGUCGCGGCGGAUCGUGUCUCGGGAGAGCCGCUGGCCGAGUUCGCGACCACCACAAAGACAGCCGACGACAAUGCGCCUGCCACCAAGAAGGUUGCGAGCACCGCAGACGUGCACAAAGCCACGGCCUUGCGGAGGAAAGGCAAGAGCGGUGCUCCAAAGAGCGGGGCCGCCGCGGAGCAGAAGUUGCAUGGAGGCAAACCUGACAAACAUGACGUCACUGAAGUCAGCGGCACCGCUGUGAAAGGUGCGGACGUUGUGGCCCAGCCAUCGUCAGCUAGUGAGAGCUCGGCCAGCCGGGUAUCCCGCACUGGGGCCCGUGCACCUCCGACCAGCGACUCGGCCGCAUCUCAGGCUGCGACGCAACUGCCGCCGGGUGUGAGAACCGGCACAAAUGUCCCGGCUGCAUCGGUCACCUCAUCGUCGACGUUACCGCCGCCGCGCGAGGAAGAAGAGGCUCUGCGAGAGGAGCGGUAUGAAGCCCGGUUCAGGGAGAUUGUGCGUCGCACUUGGCGCCGCUCGACGACAAUCUUCUGCGUGCUGCUGGUUCUGGCGACAGCCAUCGCCUCGGUGGCCUUCAAGACCUCCGAACAGCGAUCGCACCUCUUCAUGGUGCUGGACCCGGACCGUUUCACAGCUCCGCCUGCAGCCGGCAAUGCGUCGGAGCCGCCUCCGCUGUCGCUGGGGAACGAGACGAUCAUCAGCGAACCCAAGCCUGGGCAGCUUCUGCUCGAUGGAAUUCGCCGUCAACGCCACUUUCGUGACGGUCGUGACUGAAGGUCGUUCACUGCUCGUAUCGCUCAGUGCACACGAGACGGCGCAGCUGGCUGUUUUCUAUGGCAUCGACGAACUACGGACGCCUUAACGAGUGACGUCACAAAGAGUAGAGAUGGGUAUUUGCGCAUUCUAUUUUUUUUUUAAUCCUCGGGUUUAGUUUUUCUCGUAAUUUGCGUUCUUACGCCGUUAUUACGCAAUUGUCAUGGAAAUAUGAAAUUAAGAUAACGUAUUUUGCUAAUAUUUAGUAGCGCGUGAUCUGAUAAAGAUGCUGACAGUAAUUGUGAUACAAGAGUCCCCGGGCCUUUUUGUAUAUCAGUGAAUUUUUCGCAAGGAAUCUGGCACGGCGUAUGCAAGUGGCAUGCACUAUACAUCGUCACACCGCUGGCGAAAUGCUGCGAAUGCAGGGUACCGCGGAAGUAGGAAAAACCAGCGUUGGGAGUCCAACGAAAGUUUGCCAGCGAGCUGCGGCACGGAACUCUUAUGUCAUGCUGGGUCUGUCCUUCAUACUGCAGCUUUGUCAUAACAAAAUAAAUUAUUUCACUGCAGUGUGAGACACGUAGCAACAAACAUGUUAAAAGUGUUGUGCCCGCGCGUGAAAAAAGCACACCCAUUAUGUUAUUUAUGCCUCCUGUAAUACUAUUCGCGUCAGUGCUUAGGAAAUCGCACAGACGAUAGCCAACUGGCCUUUCGAAAGUAAGUUCGUCGUGCCACCGUAGUACUGUAUGCGAACUACAAUCUUAAAACGAUGAAAAUCGCAACGGUGUGUUUCUCCUUUCAGUGACUCUUAUUGUGGAGAAGCUAGCUCUACAGGGGCCUGCUGCGUAUAGGUGCAUGUACGGGAGCAUACAAAAUUAUAUAUACGUGUUCUAGUUAUUCUUCUUCCUUCUACUUAGUCCGCAGCUGCUCCUCCUCCUACUGAGGCACGCAGGCGCUGUGUCACACCUGCCUGUAGUUUCCGCAUUGUUUAAGAUAUUUUGUGAUAUACCUAUUUUUCAAUCUAUUUUUUUACCCAUAUUGAAUGGUGCG
Molecule: messenger RNA, 2294 nt
Organism: Dermacentor silvarum
Lineage: Eukaryota; Metazoa; Arthropoda; Arachnida; Ixodida; Ixodidae
Exons: 4
Coding region: 108-1268 (386 amino acids)
Source: RefSeq, a predicted model, not a curated record